Nilaparvata lugens (brown planthopper) is the source of this 887-nucleotide messenger RNA. It is a transcript of the gene RpL18, whose product is annotated as 60S ribosomal protein L18. Gene Ontology annotation, biological process: translation. Gene Ontology annotation, molecular function: structural constituent of ribosome; RNA binding. The coding region runs from base 259 to 825 and encodes 188 amino acids. The record is from RefSeq and is a predicted model, not a curated record. The transcript has 5 exons. Lineage: Eukaryota; Metazoa; Arthropoda; Insecta; Hemiptera; Delphacidae. Gene Ontology annotation, cellular component: cytosolic large ribosomal subunit; ribosome.
ACUCAAUAUGGAAUCAAUAUAACACUCAUUUAUGAAUUUUUGAAUGAUUGUGAUUUAGGAAUAUUUUAUCAAAUUCAUUAUUUUUAAAAUAUUUUUCUCUGUUUCCUUUUCAUUCAUUCUUUAUUUUAAAAGAUAUUUUCUAAUUCCAGAAUUGUUUAUUGUGUCAUUAUCAAGAAUAAUCUAGACGCUCUUGAAAUUUCAUUUCCGUGUUUCCGUUCUUUUCGUUUGUCGGGUUUUCUUGUACACCACAGGAACAAGAUGGGAAUUGAUAUCAAUCACAAAUAUGACCGUAAAGUUCGGCGUACCAAGCCGAAAUCAGAAGACGUGUACCUCGCUCUUCUUGUCAAACUGUACAGGUAUCUGGCGAGGAGAACUCACUCGAAGUUCAACAAGAUCAUCUUAAAACGUCUGUUUAUGUCAAGAAUUAAUCGGCCACCGAUUUCUCUGGCCAGGAUUGCACGGUUCAUGAAGAAGCCGGGCCGUGAAGGUCUGAUUGCUGUCGUAGUCGGAACUGUCACCGAUGAUCUUCGUAUUUGGGACUUCCCCAAGAUGACAAUUUGUGCUCUCAGAGUGACUGAGAAGGCAAGGGCGAGGAUUCUGAAGGCUGGAGGUGAAAUUCUAACUUUCGACCAGCUUGCGAUCAAAGCUCCAACUGGAAAGAAGACAGUCCUUAUGCAAGGAAGACGCAAGGCGCGCGAAGCAGAGCGUCACUUUGGUCUGGCUCCAGGUGUGCCACACAGUCACAGCAAGCCGUACGUGCGAUCGAAGGGCCGCAAAUUCGAGCGGGCUAGAGGCCGAAGGCGUAGCUGUGGUUACAAGAAAUAAUCUGUUAUACUUGUUUAGCGUUAACAUCUUUUGCUAAAUAAACGCUCUAUUGCUAAAUAGCG